AUGGAUAAGUCACACUUGAAUAAUUACCGUAUUGCAAUCGUGGCGCCGUUACCGGAAGACUACGAGACAGCCAAAGCCUUAUUGGACGAACCACAGCCUGAAUAUCAUUUGACAAACUCGGGAGCUGCAUGCUCUCUUGGCAAAGUUGGCCCUCACAAUGUCGUCCUGCUCGGAAAAACUGGGAACAUGCUCAAUGUCUCUGUUUUUGUCAAAGCCACAGUCGACGAAUUACUAGAAACCUUCCAUUCUAUACGAGCUGGCUUUUUGAUUGGAGUUGAUGCUACAGCACCCGAAGAGAGCCUUGCCAAACCAGGCGAUAUCGUCGUGGGAUUCCCCCAAGGCUUUCAACCUGGGCACUUUCAAUUCGACGUAGAUGAGACAACUAUUUCCAAUCGCAUCUCAACUACUUUUGAAAUGAGCCAUCCACCCUCUUGUAUCAAAUCUGUCAUCAACACCAUCCAAUCUCCGGAGGGUCGCCAGCACUGGGGCCAAUAUCUGCAACAUCAAUCAUCCCGAGCAGAGCUUGCCUCCACAGAGGAUCAACAGCCGGUGGAACGGAAUACUAGUAAAGCUAACAAAGUUCUACGGGGUAAAGUAGCAUCGUCUGCUCGUCUCCUAUAUGAUCGUGAUUUGGCCAACAGGGUCGGACGCGACAGCAAGAUCAUGUGCUUCGAACGAGCAGGUGCCAGUAUCAAAUCAAGAUUUCCUAUAUUGACUAUCUGUGGCAUACUUAGCUCUACAAGUGCCUGUUCACCAAAAUUGAAUGAAUCUGCGCUACGUCAAAUCAAAAUGGCCACAGUCAUUUAUACUAUUUUUGUCUCUUAUCGAAUCAGUACCCUCCAACUGGAAGACGAACAUGCCUUUACAGAUCGAUUUCAAUACGAGCCAUUUGAUUUGGAGAGUGCUGGAUUUCGAUUGGUACUCCUUGAAAAAGGCGUUCAAUCUCAAUUGCGGUGCCAACUUUGGCAAGCUUACCUCAACGACAUAAUCCCCUAUGAAGCACUGUCAUAUUCUUGGGGAAGCCAAAGCACACCUCAUGAGAUCAUAGUAGACGAGAAGACAUUGUCAAUCACAGAAAGCCUUCACGAAGCUCUCUGGCACUUGAGGAGACCUGACGAGGACCGGAUGCUCUGGGUUGAUGCUCUGUGCAUUGACCAGAACAAUAUCAAGGAGCGUGGUCAUCAAGUCAAUCGUAUGGGAGAAAUUUAUAAGAAAGCCGACAGAGUGAUCAUCUGGCUUGGCUAUGUGAGCGGAAAUGCUGUCAAGCUAAAAUCUGGCAUCGACAUGUUUGAGAAGAAUCUGCCCUUGAACGCUUUUAGCCAAUGGCCGCGGGAAGACAUCCGCUGGAAACAAAAGUGGAAAGAAGUUGAAGCUGGGCUCGGGGUAUCCUACCAAGAAGAGCUGGUAGAUGGUCUUCAAACCUUCAUGAAGAAGCCCUGGUUUUCAAGAGUUUGGAUCCUACAAGAAGUGGCCAAUGCAAAACGGGCCACUGUGAAGUGUAAUCUUGGGGAAAUGUCCACCAAAUUAUUCGCCCUUCUCCCAUAUCUUACAGGUGUCGAAGUCAGCCAACAGUGCCAGGCUGUAUUAGAUAUCAUGCCAGGUGAGAUGAGGCGCUCGUCCUGGUGGAACAAAUCCCGAAACCUGUGUCACUUGCUGUGGAAAUUUAGAGGGUGCCAGGCCUCAGAUCCAAGAGACAGAGUCUACGCAUUACUUGGAAUGGCGACCGAUAUAAAAGAGAGUAGGAUCCGGGCUGAUUACGCCAAAGAGGAGCAAGUGGUAAUGCAGGAAUUGUAUGCUUACAUUUUAGGUGAGCAGGGUCCGGCCUAUAUUCCACUAGCGUCAAACAUUCAAGCAUUUCAACGAGGACUCCCAGACAUUUCGAGGAUAAAACUCCAGCAGGAGCUGGAGAGCACACCAAGAACAGAUUUGCUGGAACAGUGUCUGCGCCGUCAGGGCUUGAUAAACCAAAUUAAUGAUGAGCAUCUCUUGCAUGUCAUGCAACAUGGAAGCAGUUUCAUAAAUCUGUUCUUGGAUAAGAGUGAAUCUCCGUUUCGGAUCUCUUCAGAUAUUGGUUUGCAGUGCCUUCAGAGGUUCCCUGAUGGAUUUGAGAUCCUGAUGCAGAGGCCUGACUUUGUGAUUCAUCCUAUGUCGGACUUCGUCGCUCAAGCUGGGGAAUAUCGGCCACAGAUACUGGAACGACUCAUUGCAUCUUCUACUGAUCCAGAACAAUUGAAGGAUGAUGCUAUUCUAAAGGCUAUUCAACGGGGCCUACCGACAUGCCGAGCACUGCUUGAUAACUGCGGAUCGGCUGUCAAGAUAUCCAAAGAGAUGCUGAAGCAGGCCAUGAUUUCUCAUCGAGAUAUCCUGCAGUAUCUUCUGGCGAAAGCCCAAUCUCCAAUCAAGAUGUUCGAAAAUCUCUUGCUAGAGGCAACCCCUGAAGGCUUCCAUAUUCUUAAUGGGGCCAAACAACCGGUAGUGAUCACCAAAGAGCUGAUUAUCGAAGGCACUAUGGCUGGUCCAGAUGUUCUCCAGCUAUAUCUAGUCACGUUAGGAACUCCGAUUGAACUGGAAGAAGAUCUCUUUAUCAAAGCGGUUGAGAACGGUCUGGACACAUUGGAGUGCAUACUCUCAAACUGUACAAAGCCUUUCAAUAUAACGAAAAGAGUUUACCGACAAGCAGUUAAAGAGGGCAUUGAAACAUUGUCAUACCUCUUCCCAAAGUCGGAAACCCAGUUUAAAAUCACAGAAUCGUUUACAGCGUCCGCGGUUGAGUCCUUGCCAGGACGUGGCUGGUGGGAGUCACUUAGCGGAUUCCAGGGAAAGGGGCGAAGUUUCGCUCGUAGAGUUAUUGCACGCCGUGCUCUCGCGGACUAUGGAAAGGAAAAACUACAGAUCACAGACAAAAUAAUUUCCUUGGCCGGCGCUACCGAGACUGGUGAGAUGUUGAAAAGGAUACAAGAAGCAGAGCAAGACGUUCCCGAGGAUACAGCAGUAAGAGCAAUCGAAGAUGGUCCCGAAGCUUUCACUGCGCUGCUCAACAAACGAGGUACAAACUUCAGGGUGACCCAGCGGAUUCGUGAAGUAGCUAGCGGAUAUAUACUCCGAUAUCGACUUACAUAG
Fusarium odoratissimum NRRL 54006 is the source of this 3120-nucleotide messenger RNA. RefSeq lists its product as uncharacterized. Gene Ontology annotation, molecular function: catalytic activity. The transcript is spliced from 2 exons. NCBI's taxonomy places the organism in Eukaryota, Fungi, Ascomycota, Sordariomycetes, Hypocreales, Nectriaceae. The record is from RefSeq and is a predicted model, not a curated record. Bases 1 to 3120 code for a protein of 1039 amino acids. Gene Ontology annotation, biological process: nucleoside metabolic process.